AUGGACUUCCCUGAAAUGGCUAUGAAGAUUACAUUUACUAAACGUCCUCCACGUCAUACAAUAUUUACGGUUGAAAAUAAUAUUUCUUCUAUAGGAUUUAGUGAAGUUAAAAUAAUCGUUUCAUGCAAUUUAAGUCUCAACAGAAUAACUUCCAUAAUUAAAGGUCUUCAAAUAAGUUCUAAACCACACAUGAAAGGAAAAUGUCCAGAUGCUCGAUCUAAAGAAAACAAAACAGAAAUUAUUACAAGCGGUACACCCACAACAACAACUACAUCUAGAACCAAACGAACAACAUUAAUAUACAUGAAGAAGCGAUACACGAAAAGAAAAACAACAUCAAUAACAUCUACACUACUUAAAAUAGCCACAAUAACUUCAACGUCAUCAUCUACCGCCGGAACAACAAGUUCUUCAUCAACAUCAAUAUUACAAAAAUCUAGAACAACAACAACCAAAGUUACAUAA
Rotaria sp. Silwood2 is the source of this 465-nucleotide messenger RNA. Lineage: Eukaryota; Metazoa; Rotifera; Eurotatoria; Philodinida; Philodinidae. The record is from the annotation of a GenBank genome assembly.